Molecule: messenger RNA, 2796 nt
Organism: Somion occarium
Lineage: Eukaryota; Fungi; Basidiomycota; Agaricomycetes; Polyporales; Cerrenaceae
Source: the annotation of a GenBank genome assembly
GUGCCUCAGGAUAUCUCUGUCUGACGUUUACUCGGCACCAUGGUCUGAAAUCAACCUGACCAGGAACCACCAACUUCAAUCCGUCAAAGGAUUGCUCUUCAUCACGGGGAUCUGGAUAUUGCGGCAUAUUUUGCAUCCGGCUAUUGCGAAAUAUUCCGAACUACUGUACUGAGGCGAAGGAUAUCGACCAUGAAAUAUUCUGGAUCUCUCGCACAGAAGAAGAAUCUCUUGUCGUCCUCAUCGAUUCACUUCUGCAGCUCAAGUGACCUGGAGUGACUCUCCUCGUAUCAUACGGUAUACGGUUCAUCAAACGAGCGAAUAACAUAAAAUUCUUGGAAUGCAUCGUUACAUAAAUGUGGCGUGCAACUCCAAGGCUUUUGGAGUUAUUCUUUCUCAAGCUCUCAAUCAUCGUCCUUUCUGCCCAGCAACCAUCUUUCAGGUACACUGCAGUGCAAGCUGGGCGUUGUUCAUGGACUUUGGACGACGAUUAGUGGAAUUACGUCGUGUUGAGUACCUGGCUUCCCAAAUGUGCGGUUGGGUCCAACAUUUUAACUUGGUCCCGUAGACUCAUCUCAGGAUGGCAUUUUUUGGACUUGGAUUUGGAGCAUCAAGCUUGCGAUCUUUGCUAAGUACACCCAGUUCAGCUCGUGAGACGUUCACCGGUCUUUUUCCGCUGGUAUUCAACGCGGACCACCGCGUGUGAUUGGCAGAAAGACCAAUUGCGCCUUCGCUUACCCCGCAUUACCCCAGAAAUUAUCCUGAAACGUGACCUCUUCCGAUGGUUCUGUGCCGGCCAAGCUGGACACACGGUCGCUAUAUCGUCAACUCUAUGUAAAGCCGUGGAACAGGUACAUAUAACAGCUAUCAAUCUUCCCGUAGCAACGCGCAUGUCCCUUUACGAAGUUGACCUCAAAAGUCGUUCCUCUACCCGCGGACUAGAUUAGUUCUGGCUCCCCCACACUAAUGGCUUAUCCGGAAUGGACGAUUGUCGACUUCAUCCACAGAGGUCCAUGGUGGCAAAAUCGUGGUAUCCGGUUAUUGAACCUGUGGUUGUGCCUCCCUCUGCUAACGUCAUGUAUCAAUGGGCUGGACUCGUCGCUGGUUAACGGUCUACAAAUUCUUCCAGAUUGGCAAAUAUACUUUCACGAACCUGACGGGAAGACUUUGGGACUGCUCAGCGCUGCACAAGUCAUUGGAUCGAUCGUGGGCCUCCCCUUCACCCCAAUAUGUUCAGACAAUUUGGGGAGGAGACCGACGCUUUUCAUCGGUUCACUAUUCAUGUUGGCAGGAGUCGCUGUACAGUCAGCUUCAACAUCUAUUGGCAUGUUCAUUGGCUCAAGAUGUAUCAUUCGCAAUCACUCUUCUCACUCCACUAGUCGGAUUUGGUCUCUCUUUCGCGCUUAACGCUGCGCCAUUGCUCAUCACGGAGCUGGCCUAUCCCACACAGCGUGGAAAACUGACUUCCAUGUAUAAUUCAUCAUGGUACUUCGGUAGUAUUGUCGCAGCUUGGAUAUGCUAUGCUGCGUUUCGGGCAGCAGGAGGGUCAAUAUGGUCCUGGCGCAUCCCAACGCUAGUUCAAGCAAUAGGACCUAUACUUCAGAUUUGCUUAAUCUGGUUCGUCCCUGAGAGUCCUCGUUUCCUCGUGGCGAGGGGGCGGGAAUCCGAAGCGUCGCGUAUUCUUGCUCGAUACCACGCUAAUAGCGGCGAUGAGCGUGACCCGCUCGUCGUGUUUGAGAUGGCCCAAAUCCGAUACGCGCUCAAGUUAGAGAAAGAAGUUGCGAAGUCUUCUUCAUGGUCUUCCUUGUAUUCUACCCCUGGCAACCGUCGACGGAUGACCAUUAUAAUCGCGCUCGCGAUUUUUUCACAAUGGAGUGGCAAUGGCUUGGUUUCAUACUACAUCAACCUCGUACUCGAGGGAGUUGGUAUAUCUGAUACAGGCACCAAAGCAGCAAUCAACGGUGGACUUCAAGUGUGGAAUCUAUUGGCUGCAAUGACUGGUGCCCUGCUCGUGGAUCGUCUUGGUCGAAGAACGCUCUUUAUAAUCUCCAACGUUGGCAUGCUAAUUGACUUCGGGGCAUGGACCAUCACAACAGCUCUUUACAAUACCUUAGGCAUCGCAUCCGCAGCGAAAGCAACUGUACCAUUUGUCUUUAUCUUCUAUUUCUUCUAUGAUAUUGCAUAUACACCCAUGCUGAUCGCGUACACGCUCGAAAUCCUUCCCUUCAACAUCCGUGCUAAGGGCUUCGCGGUCAUGAACUUCGUCGUAUCGCUCACGCUGGCAUUUAAUCAAUUUGUAAAUCCAUGGGCAUUGGACGCCAUUGGUUGGAAAUACUACCUUGUAUAUUGCGGAUGGCUCAUCAUUGAGCUUGUGUUUAUUGUCACAUUUAUUGUCGAGACCCGGGGACGGACGCUGGAGGAAACAGCAGCAUUGUUUGAUGGCGAACAGCAACCACAGGAUCUCGUUCAAAUGGGUGGCGAAGCAGCAACAACAACUAUGGCGGCGAGAACUACCGUACGAUUAGGAGACUCGGAAAACGAAAACGAGAAGAAUGUGACCCCUCGAGAUUUCAUGGAGUUGCGCAGUCAUGCAGGGCCAUCUGUGUACGCGGCAUAUGGAAAAACCAAAGACUACACGACCGAACAUAGGCAAUUGUAUCGAGUGAACACGUCGGAUAGUGAUGUAUUAUAGUUUUCCCACCACUGUUAUCUUGUUGGGCAUGACAAAUUGAAUUAAUACGUGAUGUAAGUAACUGUAAAAGCUAAAAUGAAAUGAAGCAUGAACACUCUGGGGCAUAC